AUGAAUUUCAACCAACAAGGGCUAAAUGGUAAUGGGAUUCCUCCACAAUAUGGAGGGAUGGGUUCUGGAAAUCCUUCCAAUCCUCAACAACAACAACAAAUUGAUAUAGAGCAUCAAUUAGCUAAAUUAACUCCUCAACAACUUCAACAAUUAAGACAAAAACCUAAUCUUGAACCUAUAGUCACUAGUUUCAUUCAAAAGCAACAGUUGGCUCAACAACAAAUGAUGCAACAGCGAAUGGGUAAUGAUCAAAAUAAUAUGUAUAUGAAUAAUCAAUCAAUGGCAGGAAACAAUCCUGCAUUAGCAGCAGCUCUUCAGAAACAACAAAUGAUGAGUAGGCAACCGAGACCUCAGAUGUCUCAACAGAACUUACAAGCACAAAUGAAUAUGAGAAAUACUAAUUCUACUGCUUUAGCAGCAGCUGGGGCCAGACAAUUAUCUCAAAGAGUACCAAGUGGUCCUCCAGGUCAACCUAUGGGUAAUACUUUUGGUGGUGUACCAGGAGCUCCUGGAGCAGUGUCAGGAAUGGGUGCAGCAAUGGGUGGCCAACCAGGACAAUUUCCUUCAGGUAAUUUACCAGGAAGUGGACCUCAAAUACCUGGACAAACCCUUGGAAGACCAAUGCCUCAUUCAAGUAAUUCUCAACCACCAAGUAAAGUUGCUACUAAUCAAGGAUAUACCAAUUAUCCCCCAGUUCCCACUGAUGUUCAACAGAAAAUAUCUUUAAAGACUUUAUCCACACCUGAUGAAUGGUCGAAAAAAUUAAAAGAUGAAGGUAAAGAAGAUGAAAUAACCGCAGAAUUGAAACUUUAUGAAGAUAUUAAUGCCAAAGAAUUCAAAUUUAAGUCAUCAUCUUCAAGACAACAUGAUAGUAAUAGACAUCUCAAUGAACAAUUGAUUAAAGAUUUAAGAACUUAUAAUGAAAUCAAACAAUUGAGAAUGAAAGCUAUACAUACAUCAAGUCAAAACCAAUUCAAUAAUAGUAUUUGGGGUGAAGGAUAUCAAGGAUAUGGGAAUGGUAUUUCCAACACAACUUCACAAAAUAUCUUACCCAUGAAUAGAAAAAGAUAUUCCAAAGUUGGAGAAUCAGCAUAUAGUGAAAGAGAAUUGAACAAAAUUAUUCUUGAUGAUUUAUCAAACAACCCAAAGAGACAUCUCGUACCUAUAAGAUUGGAGUUUGAACAAGAACGUGAUAAAUUCAAAUUAAGAGAUACAUUUUUAUGGGAUUUGAAUGAAAAGAAUAUAACCAUCGAACAAUUUGUUGAGAUACUCUUGGAAGACUAUAAGUUUAUUCACAAACAACAUUUGAAUACCAUUUUAAUAUCAGUUAAAGAACAAAUUAAAGAUUACCAUCAAAAACCCGAGAAAACUAUGGGAGAAAUCAGAAUACCUAUUAGAAUCAAUAUCACUAUAAAUAAUACCCAAUUUUCCGAUCAAUUUGAAUGGGAUAUCUUGAAUUUUGAAGAAAACGACCCUGAAGAAUUCUCACAAAUACUUUGUGAUGAAAUGAGUUUACCAGGAGAAUUCGCUACUGCGAUUGCUCAUACUAUUAGAGAGCAAACCCAAAUAUUCCAUAAAGCAUUAUUCUUGGUAGGAUAUGCUUUUGAUGGACUGGCAGUUAAUGAAGAUGAAAUUAGAUCACAUUUGUUACCACCAUUAAGAUUAAUGUCUCAAGAUAAAUCUCAAUAUGGAUCUUUGGUCGAUGAUUAUUUUUCUAUUUUAAGAAAUCCUACAAGUGUUAAUGAUUAUUCACCAACGUUGACUAAGUUAACCCAAGUAGAAAUUGAUAAGUUAGAUAAAGAAAUGGAAAGAGAUAGUAGACGUAAAAGAAGACAUGUUAAUAACGAUGAACCUUCAUUGUCAUUAUCAUCUAGAGGAACUUCUAGAAGAGGUCAAUUACAUGUAGCAAGGGGAGGACCCGUUUUACCGGAUUUGAGUGAUUUCCCCAAGACAUUCAGAACCCCCCAACCUUCUUCCGUAUUGCCAGGAGGGGUGGAUUUGGGUGUUCCAGAUAUCUACUCAUAUAAUGAAGUGAUUGUUCAUAGAACUCAAGUUGCUAAUAAUGAAUUCAAACCUCCAAGACCAAAAACUGAUAGAGUUAUCUUCAAUCAUGAUCAAUAUAAUGGUAGGUUUUUAGUUAGAAUUAAGUAUCACAUGUAA
Messenger RNA from Yamadazyma jaroonii, 2160 nucleotides. Lineage: Eukaryota; Fungi; Ascomycota; Pichiomycetes; Serinales; Debaryomycetaceae. The record is from the annotation of a GenBank genome assembly.